Physeter macrocephalus (sperm whale) is the source of this 865-nucleotide messenger RNA. RefSeq lists its product as uncharacterized. The transcript has a single exon. Lineage: Eukaryota; Metazoa; Chordata; Mammalia; Artiodactyla; Physeteridae. The record is from RefSeq and is a predicted model, not a curated record. Bases 759 to 857 code for a protein of 32 amino acids.
UUAACAGGUCGUGCGGGGCUGGGCUCCGGAGGGCAGGGAGACUAGAGCCGAAAGGUGCGGCGGCGUCCCAGAAGGCGGCGCGGGGAGGGUCCCGUCACCUCGCGGCGCGCACCGGACGUCACCGGGGGCGGGGCCAGAGGCGGGGCCUGGCCUCGUUGUGAGCGGCUUGUAAUCCAUCAUGGCGGCCGCGGGGGUCGGUGACCGUCCCUGAACAGCGCUGGAGCCGGAGCCGGUUCCCGGGUCCUGCGGCUGAGGAGCCCUUCCGUUGUCCACGGCCCCUACCUGCGGGGGGGAGGUCGGGUCCUGCGACGGAGCCCGGGGGAUGUGACUGCCUGGCGGCGGCGGCCGUAGCAACGUCCGGGGCCGGGGGAGGGGGUGUUUCGGGCAGAGACCCCCAGGCUCGGAGCAGCUGAGGCGGCCGGGCCUCCUCCCCCGCUCUGCCCGCGACCCGCCUUCGGGGCCGCGAGAGUCCUUCGUCCCUUACAGCCCCGCGCCGGCUCUGGGACCCUCGGGGUGGUCUCUUUCCCCAGACCUGGGACACCCCGUUUCCUGAGGCGUGGAGGAGCGUCGCCCCCGGAGUAAGCCGCCCGUGCCUCGCCCCGGCAGCCUCCCUCUUACCCCCGAGCCGCUCCUUGCUCCGACUCCCGGCCCCAGGUUUGGCCUCGGAGCCCCCCAUUCAAAUCCCAUCCCUGCUGUCAAGGGGCCUCCCCUUCCCCCCAGGUUGCUCCCGUGAGCUUCUAAUGCCCUGACUUUUUCCAAUGUCACCUACGGCCCCCUUAGUCUCAGCCCAGCCAAAAACUUUAAUGCAAAGGAAAAGCUUGGACUGGUUUCACAGGCCUUUUAAAAAGCGGACUUAAAAGUUGCU